Messenger RNA from Penicillium alfredii, 630 nucleotides. RefSeq lists its product as uncharacterized. The coding region runs from base 1 to 630 and encodes 209 amino acids. Lineage: Eukaryota; Fungi; Ascomycota; Eurotiomycetes; Eurotiales; Aspergillaceae. The record is from RefSeq and is a predicted model, not a curated record. The transcript is spliced from 2 exons.
AUGGGAUCCAAACGCCCCCAUGAUACAGAAGCUGCUUCGACACAGACCUGGACGGGGCCCCCAGUCAAGAAGCGCAAGGGCUUCAGUGUCGGCCCAGCGAAUCUCCCCGAUGGCACAUAUCGACGCAAGAGUGACCCAAAAAUUAAGUCCGACCUGAUCCAAAAGGCUAAAGUGAAAAAGGCCUACGCCAAGAUCAAGGCUCAAGAACUCGCCGCCGGAAAUCCCAAGUCCGUCUACGCCACCGAGGAAGAAGAUGCCGAACCUGGGAAACACAACGAUGGCGAGGGCGCAUCUGCAGAUUCAAAGUCGGCCGAACUUCACCCGCAGCGCCAGGCAAUGCUGGACGAACCGUCGCCGGAGCCGGCGCCGAAGCCAGAGCGUCGCCCUCGCAAUCCUGAUAAUAAACACAAAACCCGCAAACCCAAGCCGUCUGCAUUCAGCAAGGAGAUCGAGGUGGCAGAGCAGCGGAAACAGGCUGCUGAGUCUCGGAGGAAGGAGCGAGAAGCUAAACAAAAAGAUCGAGAGGCGAUGGCCCGGGCGAGGCGACCGGAUCAGUUUGGCAAGCGGAGAUUGGGACGAGAGAGCAAGGUGCUUCUCGGUCGGGUGCAGCGUGCUGUUGGCCAGACAUAG